Messenger RNA from Pseudophryne corroboree (corroboree frog), 635 nucleotides. It is a transcript of the gene MRPL33, whose product is annotated as mitochondrial ribosomal protein L33. Gene Ontology annotation, biological process: translation. Lineage: Eukaryota; Metazoa; Chordata; Amphibia; Anura; Myobatrachidae. Gene Ontology annotation, molecular function: structural constituent of ribosome. Bases 88 to 285 code for a protein of 65 amino acids. The record is from RefSeq and is a predicted model, not a curated record. Gene Ontology annotation, cellular component: mitochondrion; ribosome. The transcript is spliced from 4 exons.
GUGUUUCCGGUGCGGACAUAACCCGGAAGUGAUACCGGCUCGCUGUCUGUCCCUCUCGUCCUUGCGCUGUAGUAAAGAUACCCCAGCAUGUUACUCACACGCAUAAACUUUGCUGCCGGCAAAUCAAAAGUGUACCUGGUGCAGAUGUUGAGCGCCGCGGGAACCGGAUAUCGCUUUAACACCAGGCGGAACAAGCUGAAAGACAAGCUUAUCCUGAGGAAGUACGAUCCGAUCGUAAAACAACAUGUUCUGUUCUUUGAAAAGAAGAAAAUCCGAAGCAUCUGAUGAUCUGUUCCUAAAUGGAAUAGAGAGAGGACUCCUGGAGGGGAAAGGGGGGUUGGGAUGCUGCUGCGGACAUCCUGUGCCACGUGCGAGGACGGAGAAGUGGAACACAGAUGUCAGACUGCCAGUAAUUACAGAGACAAUGCCGAGGGCAUGUGGCCAAAACAUCUCAGCUGGGACCACGGCUGCUCUGCUAAAGUCUCCUAUUUUCACUGCUACUUCCCAUUCACUAAACAAGUGAUAGUUUCGGAGAACUCUCUGCCCCCCCAAAGAGUAAAUUCUUCCAUAAGAUCUUUAUUUUGUCUGCGAUAUAUUAUCAUUAAUAAAAAUAAAUGUCUUCAGUGUUUGUACAA